AUGUCGUCAACUAUUGGCGGAAAGAAAACCUACGAGCAGCUAUGUCAAUUGUUGGCAUCUCAUUUCACACCUACGACAGCGGUUCACAAAGAAAGGAGAACAUUUUUCACGGCAAAGCGGGGUGAACACGCAACUGAAACAGUUAACUCAUGGGUGGCAAGAAUCAAACGCUUAUCAGCCAACUGUAAGUUUGGUGAGCAUUUGGAACAUAACCUAACCAACAAAUUGAUAAGUGGUUUAUCCGGGCGUGCGUUGGCUAGAAUCUGCGAGGAGGACGAAACGGUCACGUUUGAAAAAGUCAAGGAGCUGGCGUUGAGGUACGAGCUGGACGAAGAGCGAAUGAACCGUGAAGAGCAAAUCAAUGCAGUGCGUCAACAACGAAAUUGGGGCAAAAGCGAGGAAGGAAACAAAAAUAUACCGGCGAAAUCAGUAAGCGAAGAUGUUGGGUGUUACGCGUGUGGACACGUAAGGGCGACCUGUCGCUUUCGUAUGUGCAACUGCGGCAAACGAGGCCAUCUGGCAGCAGUCUGCCGAAUGAAGAGAAAGCAUCAUGUGGGCAACCAAGAACAAAAUACACAAGAAGGAUCCGAUUGCGACGACUGCAUCGGACCUGAGCAGAAUUACAUUAGUAAGCCUAUUCUAUUCACUAUCAAUAAGUUACGAAGUAUUCCUGACAAGCCGACCAAAGUAGGAGUAAGAAUAGGCGGACGAAAUCUCAGCUUAUGA
Wyeomyia smithii (pitcher-plant mosquito) is the source of this 726-nucleotide messenger RNA. RefSeq lists its product as uncharacterized. The transcript is spliced from 2 exons. Bases 1 to 726 code for a protein of 241 amino acids. The record is from RefSeq and is a predicted model, not a curated record. NCBI's taxonomy places the organism in Eukaryota, Metazoa, Arthropoda, Insecta, Diptera, Culicidae.